AGUACGCAAACACACCCGUUAGUAUUUAUGUAAACACAUCAACCCUCGCUUGCAGCAUGGUUACGUCCUAUCACGUGACCCGAACUGACCAAUGAAAAUCCAAUAAAUCCACUUACCGUCCUCAUUCCUCCAUUAGACUUCUUCUAUAAUGUCGAUCGCAUUUUUCACGGUUUCAUUUCUUUCCCCUUUUUUCAUUCAACAACUAAUUAAAUGGUAACACCCAGUUUAACGUUAUUAGUUUCAUACACGACUGACUUCUCUACAGUUCUCUACCAAUUCCCACUGGCAGGGUAUCUUUCAAUUUAACGCUAGCACCAGCGACGACUAAAGAUUACAGUAUAUUGUUUAUAGCAACUGGUCAUGCCACGAACACCAGAUGCGAAAGAGCUGUCAGAUUUUCAAAGAGGACGUAUUGUGGGUCAGUCUGAUAGUGGACGUAGCCAGCGUAAGAUUGCACAAAACCUUGGAAUUCCUCUUGCCACAGUCAACAGAGUGAUUGUCCAGUUCACCAGCGAAGGAAAGGAGUCAACCGCCUCCCGCUCAGGUCGACCUGGGCCCUCUGAUAAGUGUCUUCAGACUGUUAAAAAAAUUGUUGAAAGUAACCCCCAUUGCAAGGCAGCUGAUGUUGCAGAACAACUUCAAAAGAGUCGGAGAACUUCUGUGAGGUAUCUUCAUCAACUUGGUUACUACGGUAAAGUAGCCAGAAGGAAACCUUCUUUGACCCACAGAUAUCCAAAGGAUUGGACAAAUAAAAUGGUAGAGAAAGCCAAAUGGGUUAAAACAUUAAAACCUGCAGAAGAAAUGUCAACUACAUCCUAAAUGAAUUAUUUAAACGCAUCAGAUAACAUUAUUUUCUUUCUUGAAAUUAAAUCCUUCAAAAAAAAAAAAAAAA
This is a messenger RNA of Octopus sinensis (East Asian common octopus), 892 nucleotides long. RefSeq lists its product as uncharacterized. Bases 361 to 819 code for a protein of 152 amino acids. The transcript has 2 exons. The record is from RefSeq and is a predicted model, not a curated record. NCBI's taxonomy places the organism in Eukaryota, Metazoa, Mollusca, Cephalopoda, Octopoda, Octopodidae.